Molecule: messenger RNA, 2070 nt
Organism: Tetranychus urticae (two-spotted spider mite)
Lineage: Eukaryota; Metazoa; Arthropoda; Arachnida; Trombidiformes; Tetranychidae
Source: RefSeq, a predicted model, not a curated record
AUGCUCAAAAGAAUUGGUAUUACAAGAAAAAAUGAACAUUACAGAGCAUUGGAUAAUGAAUAUAAGAGAAAGAUAGCCGUUGAGAAGAACAAGCAACUCAAAGAGAUUAUUGACAAGAAUACAGACAAUCCAUGGAAUGUGAUCAACAAAAUAAUCAAGACAAACAACAACAACGAGGACGAAGAUCAUUGCUACUGGCUGACAACAGAAAAGUAUCAAAAAGACUGUGAACAGAAAAUGUCAACAUUAUCCAACACCCCAGCAAAAUUGACAACGAAAUACAUUAACAACAAUCAAUAUCGAUUGGAAAAACAUAUUGACCGAGAAGACCUCAUCAAAACUCUAUCUUCAGUCAAAAAUGUUGCUGCUGGAAUUGAAGAGGUUAAAAGCAAUCUUUUGAAAAUAUUAAUGAAGAAAAACAUUGAUUAUUUUACCCUGCUUUACAACCAAAUCAUUUCAUCUCAACAUUUCCCAACACCAUGGAAGAUUGGAAGAGGAGUGAUGAUUCCAAAGGCGAGUGGAGACAAGGCCAGGUUAAUCCACGUCCAAUGUUUUUAUGGUAAAAUACUGGAAAAAAUAAUAUCAAAACAGUUAAUAAAUCAAACACCUGAAGACAUUUGGCAACAUCAAUUUGCUUAUCAAACUGGAAAAUCGAGGGACGAUGCAAUCGAAACACUCACUGAACAUUUACCUGAAAGAUAUUCAAACAAGAAAGUGGUGGCCGGACUCUUUGCAGUCGAUGUCAAAGGAGCCUUUGAUAACAUAUCGAGAACAGCAAUUUUGGAAACCAUUGAAACAUUUAAUUUACAUGAAAAUUACAAACAACUUAUCAAAAGCUUUCUGACUGAGAGACACACGGUAAUUACUUACUUGGGAAGAAAAGGAUGGAGAGAAGAAAAGGAUGGAGUUCCUCAGGGUUCGGUACUUGGACCAAUACUGUACAUUAUUGGUUCUUCUCGUCCAAUUCAACGAGCUAUAAAUUCAAUUGAGAGAAGUGGACUGACAAACAUUCAACCAGCAAUAUAUGCUGACGACAUUUCCUUCAUUGUAACAGCUUGGUCGAGAAAGAAGAUGGAACAAGUAUCUAAACAAGUGCUAACAAAUUUGAAUGAAAAUUUAAAAUCUAUCAAACUUGAACUGGAACCGCGGAAAACUCAAUUCAUGAUGCUCAAAGGUUACAACAAGAACGGUUCAAAAGUUACUCUCGAUGAGCUUCAACUAACUGAAAGAGACAAUAUCAAAAUACUUGGCUACAUGUUUGGAAAAAACAAUCAAAAAAUUCAUCAUUGGAACUAUAUCAAGUCAAAAAUCAAGAGUAUUUAUGACAAUGUAGCAUUGAACCAAAAUAGACUGGCAAAACUUCCGGACAAAUGGAAGAAAUUGAUAAUUUAUUCAUUUGUUUACUCACAAAUUGGAGGUUUACCUAAAUCAACAUUUCAAGACUUGACAGUAAAAACAUACAGAGAACUAGCCUUACGUCUGACAUCAAAGGUAAUCAAAAAGAUAUGGCACCAGAAUCCUUCAUUGGCCAACAUUACAUCUUUGGCUAUCGCAAAAAUUGAACCUCCAUGGGAGUUUAUACUACGUAUAAUAACUAAACAAGCGGAAAAAAGCGAAGCAACAAAAACAAAGCUUUUAAGUUUUGUCAACCAGCAUCAAAACGCUACCACACAAGAACAAAAUAUAACAUCAGUAGAAAAACAAUUAGCUGAAAUAAGCUCAAAAUGGAUUGAGGAAUACAGCAAUGGCCUGGACUGGGUUGAUUCGAACCGAUCCGAAAUCUUUUCAAUCGUCAAGAAGUUUGGACGCAGGUACAUGAGUAGCUGGAAAGCUUUAAGUUUUAUGGCCGGCUCAUAUUACUACCUCAGUCAAGACGAAAAUGGUGAUAAAGAAGAAUGUUGGUGCAAAAAUGAACUCAAAACACCGAGCCAUUGGAUAUUGUCGUGUCCAAUUACAGAGGAAACCAGGUUGAGACAUUUUGGUAAACAUUUACUGUCAAAAGAAGACAUCAAACAGUUAAUCAAAAAGCAAGGAAGAGAAGCCAAGCCACUGGAAACGUACAUCUGGAAU